Molecule: messenger RNA, 1990 nt
Organism: Aspergillus welwitschiae
Lineage: Eukaryota; Fungi; Ascomycota; Eurotiomycetes; Eurotiales; Aspergillaceae
Product: putative NAD binding Rossmann fold oxidoreductase
Exons: 5
Coding region: 501-1583 (360 amino acids)
Molecular function (GO): nucleotide binding
Source: RefSeq, a predicted model, not a curated record
GGUCAAACCCGAGACCACACGAGUGAGUUUACCCGGUAUUUCCGAGGAGCGGGGUGGGCAUUUCACUGACAUGCGAGUUCUGUAGGACGCGAUCGAGGUGAGCCGAUGUGUGGGGAUCCAGGAAUGAAAGGGUCCAGGCAUAGAAGUUGAGUGAUUCAUUCUUCAUGGCGGCUCGCAAAGGCUGGACCGAGUGGCCUCAGUAAUCAUCGGCGAGAGCGCGCAGAAUGAAUUCCGAAAGUAAAAGUGACGCAUUGAGACAUCGGCUUUUGCCGCGUGCCCCGCCCGAGCCAAAGGUUGCCGUCGCCAGGACCUUCCCCCGCGCCAGCACUCAAAUGGCCACUUGCGAUGGGGAAUGAGGCGGGUUGGCUUCAUUUGUAAUCCUUAGACGAUAUCCAUAGCGUAUAUAAGCAGAGAAUUCCCUCCGUUUCCCAUGGUGGAUUACUAUCCUCCCAACCCUCCACGAUAUACCCCCCCCCUCAUCGCAAGUAACACCACCUAUCAUGGCUUCGAAGACCUGGAACGUCGGAAUUGUGGGAUAUGGCUUUAGUGCCAAGACCUUCCACAUUCCCUUCAUUCAGGAAGUCCCCCAAUUCAAGAUCGCCGCUGUUGUGCAGCGCACCCCCAAGCCGGACGACGAUGCCGAGAAGGACCACCCCGGAAUCAAGUCCUACCGGACCACCGAGGAGAUGGUCAAGGAUGAGGGUCUCCAGGUAGUUGUCAUCACCACCGCGCCCGAUUCGCAUUAUGCCUUGGCCAAGCUGGCUCUGGAGAAUGGAAAGCACGUUGUCUGCGAGAAGCCCUUCACCCCCACUACUCAGGAAGCCGACGAGCUGGUUGCUCUGGCCAAGAAGCAGAACAAGCUCCUGGCCGUCUACCAAAAUCGUCGGUGGGAUGCCGAUUUCGUGACCCUGUCGAAGCUGGUGAAGAAUGGCUCUCUUGGCCGUGUCGUGGAGUUCGAGACUCACUUCGACCGUCAUCGCCCCCAGGAGCCCUCCCCCGAUGUUUCCAAGUGGAAGAACAAGGUCAUCCCGGGUGGUAGUGCCAUCUAUGACCUGGGCGCCCACCUCUUGGACCAGGCUGUGCACCUGCUUGGCAAGCCGGAGCGCGUGACUGGAUUCAUUGGCUCCCAGCGCGAGGUGAACACUUCCGGGUUCGAGGACUCUUUCACUGUUCUGCUCCACUACCCGAAGGGCGUGCUUGUCACGGCUAAGGCUGGUGUCGUCAGCCCGGAAGAGGAGCAACUGCGCUUCUGGGUCCGGGGAGAGAAGGGCAGCUUCAAGAAGUUCCAUCUCGACGUGCAGGAAGAGCAGCUCAAGGCUGGUGUGAAGCCAGGUGACAGCGGAUAUGGCCGAGAGCCUUCUGAGAGAUACGGUACUCUCACGACCAUUCAGGACGGCAAGCCCGUCAAGGAAGUCAUGCCCACAGUAGAGCCCCCGACCUGGACGGAAUACUACCGCAAGCUGGCGCGGGCUCUUGGUGGAGAGGGUGACCUCCCUGCCAGCGGCGCCGAGGCUCGUGAAGUGAUCCGGCUGAUCGAGUUGGCUCAGGAGAGUUCGAGACAGGGAAAGACCCUGGAUGUAUAAAUUUCGUGUAAAUAGUGUGCCUAUCAUGGGUCAUGAUUUAAUGAUGGAUAGAUUUGUUUUCGCAUUGUACGAGUGGUAGUGUGAAGUUUUUAGAUUGUUUCUCUUUGUAGGAAUAGAUACAGCAGACAUGCUCAAUGCCACUAACAUAUUAGUGUGCUCCACCUGCUGCAGGCGAGUGUUCGACUGUUGUACGUAGGCUCUAGUCUAGCUACUCCAAGGACAGACAUCCCUAUACAGUCUGGUCCCAACAGCGUCCCCAAAUCCCCCCUCAUUUCCCCUCACGACGGGCUUUACGAGUGAGAGGCGCGAGGGUUCGGGGGGCGCCAUGUUUUUGGGGAACCCCAGAUUGAUCGACGAUUGCUCAAGUCUGGGCGGGAAUGAGGUUAGUUACGCGGUCUGAAAUCCCG